Eurytemora carolleeae is the source of this 470-nucleotide messenger RNA. RefSeq names its product 60S ribosomal protein L23. The record is from RefSeq and is a predicted model, not a curated record. NCBI's taxonomy places the organism in Eukaryota, Metazoa, Arthropoda, Copepoda, Calanoida, Temoridae. Gene Ontology annotation, biological process: translation. Gene Ontology annotation, cellular component: ribosome; cytosolic large ribosomal subunit. Gene Ontology annotation, molecular function: structural constituent of ribosome; large ribosomal subunit rRNA binding.
GACGUGGUGGAGCUGUUGGUGCCAAGUUUAGAAUCUCCCUGGCACUUCCAGUUGGAGCAAUCAUUAACUGUGGAGAUAAUACAGGUGGAAAGAAUCUGUUUAUUAUGGCUGUUGCUGGAAUCAGAGGUCGUCUUAACAGACUUCCAGCUGCUACAUGCGGAGAUAUGGUUCUCGCUACAGUAAAGAAAGGAAAGCCUGAGCUGAGAAAGAAGGUUAUGCCUGCUGUUAUCAUUAGACAGAGAAAAACAUUCAGGAGAAAAGAUGGAACGUUUAUAUACUUUGAAGACAGUGCUGGGGUUAUUGUAAACAAUAAAGGAGAGAUGAAGGGUUCAGCUAUUACAGGUCCUGUUGCUAAGGAGUGUGCUGAUCUAUGGCCAAGGAUUGCUUCCAACGCGAGUUCUAUUGCCUAAUUAUCCCUCACAUAUCCUCCCUGUUGUUUACAUUUAAUAAAACAGAAUUAUAAAACGAUA